GAGCGCUAGCGGAGCCGGGCCCGGAGGAGGUCGGCGGCAGCGGCGCCGGGGGAGGAGGCGGAGGAGGAUGCGGCUGCGCUCGGGUGUCUUCGCCGCCUCCUGCCUCCUGGUGGAGGCCCUGGGGGUCGCGCUCUUCCUCCGCGGCUUCUUCCCGGUGCCCGUCCGGUCUCUGCCCCGCAGAGAGGCCCGCGGGGACCCUCCCGCCGAACCGGCCCCGCCCGGCCCAGGAAUGCGUUCUAACUGGACCAAAAUUCCACCACCGCUUUUCAAAAAAGUUGUCAUUGUGCUGAUCGAUGCUUUGAGAGAUGACUUUGUCUUUGGAUCCAAAGGUAAACAGUUCAUGCCAUAUACUACACAAGUUGUUGAAAAAGGGACAUCCUACAGUUUCAUUGCUGAAGCGAAGCCACCCACUGUGACUAUGCCUCGGAUUAAGGCUUUGAUGACGGGUAGCAUACCAGGUUUCAUUGAUGUUAUUGUGAAUCUCAACUCUCCAGCUCUGUUGGAUGACAAUCUGAUAUGGCAGGCAAAAGCAGCUGGGAAAAGAAUAAUCUUUUAUGGUGAUGAUACUUGGGUUAAAUUGUUUCCAAAGCAUUUCGUGGAAUAUGAUGGAACAACAUCCUUCUUUGUGUCAGACUUUACAGAGGUUGAUAAUAAUGUUACCAGGCAUUUGGACAGAGUGUUAAAGAGAGAAGACUGGGAUCUCCUAAUACUACAUUACCUGGGGUUGGACCAUAUUGGACAUAUGACUGGGCCAAACAGCCCAUUAGUGGGACCAAAACUUCAUGAAAUGGAUAACAUCCUGAAGAAGAUUCAUAUUUCUCUUCUUUCUAAGGAAGAAGCUUCUCUGCCCAAUUUGCUAGUUGUUUGUGGGGAUCACGGGAUGUCUGAAACAGGUAGUCAUGGUGGUUCUUCUGAAGGAGAAGUGCACACACCACUGCUGUUUAUCAGCUCUGCUUUUGAAAAGAGAAGUGGUCCUCUAACCCAACCUGAACUCGUGCAACAAACUGAUUUAGCUAGCACACUGGCAGUGGGUCUUGGUCUACCAAUUUCAAGAAACAGUGUUGGGAACCUUAUAUUGCCAGUUGUGGGAGGCAAGACAAUGAGAGAACAGCUACGUUUUGUGCACUUGAAUGGGUUUCAGCUCAGCAGACUGCUGCAACAGAAUACACCUGCAUAUGAAAAAGAUCCUGGAUAUGAACAUUUCAAGAAAGCAGAAAAGUCCCAUGGUAAUUGGAUCAAACUGUAUUUAGAGGGGAAUAAUUCAGAAAUACUCUUAAAUCUUGGCAAAAAGGUCCUGAAGCAAUAUUUGGAGGCCCUGAAGACUCUGAGUUCUUCACUAAGCAAACAAGUGGCACAAUAUGACAUGUAUUCGAUGAUGGUGGGGACUGUGAUCAUUAUGGAGCUACGGUUACCAGAGAGGAAACUUGGAAUUCUGCAUGAUCUGUGUGCAGCUUACAGCAAAGCAAAAGUUCUGCUGCUGCUUUUGCUCAGCGUACCAAAAGCCCUGAGCAGCCAGGCAGAAUUUGAAGUGCCCCUCUCCCCUCCAUUGUUCUCUCUGCUGUUUUACUUGAUGUGUCUGAUGCUGUGUGCAGUUCAUGUCAUUGUAUGCACAUCGGCAGAAAGCUUAUGCUAUUUCUGCAGUAUGUCCUGGUUAACAGCAGCUGGAGUAAUGAUGCUGAUUUCUGCACUUAUGUGUGGUAUUUUGUCUGCUAUUGCAAAGAUCUUUGAGAAUUCCAGACUUCCACUGAAGAAUCCUGUUGUGUCCAGUUCCAGCAGGUCAGAAAUAGAUGUGCUGAUUCUGGCUGGAACAAUUGGCCAUGUUUUGAGUUUGGGGGCAAGCAGUUUUAUAGAAGAGGAACAUCAAACCUGGUAUUUUCUUAUCAAUACGCUUUGUUUGGUGCUGUGUCAGGAACUGUGUAGAAAUAAUUUUCUUCUGAAAGAAUGUGACCCUCAGUGUGGCACCACUGUGAAACAAAAUGUUGAUAGUAUUGGGGAAGCCUCUGAAUGCAAGAAUAUAGACAUUCCAGCAGCAGGAAGUUCAAAAUUGGGCAAGGCCUCCUCUUCAGCUGACUUCAUAAAAGGAUCAGAUAAGUGGAUAAGCUUAGCAAGUCCCUGGAUCAUCCUUAUUUGCUGCCGGCUACUUCGAUCCUUGAAUCAGACAGGCGUCCAGUGGGCUCAUCGGCCAGACUUUGGACAUUGGCUGACAAGCUCAGAACAUAAACCUGAACUCUCCUUCUUGGCUGCAGUCUCCCUACUUAUGAUCUUCUUUCUGGUUCAAAGAAGAUGCUCCCUGGUUUCAAAAAUUGCUAUGGCACUUGGGCUCCUGGGAGUCUACAGUUACCGGGCAGCUAUUGGAAAUGUCAUAUUUCCAUGGCAACAUGACAGCAAGGAUAUUUCAAAGGGGAUUACUGAAGCUCGUUUUGUUUAUGUCUUUGUUCUUGGCAUAGUCUUCACUGGCACUAAAGAUUUACUAAAGUCACAGGUUAUUUCUACAGACUCCAGUGUGAAGAGUACAGGAUUGUGGGAAGUGUAUAGCGGAUUGGUUCUACUAGCAGCCCUUCUAUUUAGACCGCACAAUUUACCAGUCUUGGUGUUUUGUCUGCUGAUUCAGACAAUGAUGACAAAAUAUAUCUGGAGACCUUUGAAAUCAGAUGCAGCACAGAUUACUAUCAUGCACUACUGGUUUGGCCAAGCUUUCUUCUAUUUUCAGGGAAAUUCAAAUGGCAUUGCUACGGUGGAUGUUUCAGCAGGUUUUGUGGGACUAGAAAGCUAUGUGGAGAUACCAGCUAUCUUCCUUACAGCGUUUGCAACAUAUGCAGGACCUUUACUUUGGGCCAUUCAUCUGUUGUGCUACUUGAGUUCUGAAGUUAGCAGGAAUUCAGCGGCAGUGGGUCACGGCUGUUUCUGCUAUGCUCUAAUGCGUUCAAUUCCAGUUGCCAUCUACAUUGUUUUGGUAACAGGUCUGCGUUACCACCUGUUCAUAUGGAGCGUCUUCUCACCAAAACUACUUUAUGAGGGAGUGCAUGUGUUCAUCACAGCCGCUAUCUGCCUGUUCUUCACAGCAAUGGAUCAGAGCUACUCUCAAAAAGUGCAAGAUCGGAAAUAAGUGUGCAGUAUGCACUUCUGCAUUGCAAUGUCCAGUGUGACACUGGAAUGGAAAAAGGAAAAUAAUGGCUUUAAACUGGCGUGCAGAAUUUGAAGAGUAACCUUGUUUAUUUUAGUCAAAAUUGGACUUGAAGGGCCUGUCUUGUUUCAAAACUGAGUUUGUUUUAAAAAUGUUGACUUUGAAAUAAACUGUUUUUUCAUGGAUAACUUUUGUUCGAUAACUGUUGUUAUAGCACUCUCGAAAUAACAGAAUGGCAAUAUUACAUUAUUUGAAUUUAAAAAUGUACAUCUUAAUGUAAAUACAGACCAGUGCCUCUUGGGCACUGAAAAAAUCUCUUGCACAUACAAGUUUUUUACCUUCUUAGAAUACAGAAUCCUAAAAAUAUGCAGGAUUUCUUGGUGCUAACCAGAUGAUCUUCUAUUCAUUAGUCUUGGGGUGGUGGUGUUUGUUUUUGUUUCUAGCAUGUGCAUUGAAAUUAUUAUUAAAUUAUUGAAUUAUUGUACAAAUAUCCCAGGUAAGAGAUUUUUUGUUUGUUUUGCAUAGGCAGCACUUCUGUUUAAAGGCAGUAUUUUCUUUGGAAGACGAGUGCAAUCAUUACCUGUAAUGGAAUCUGAUCUGCACCUCAGGCACUGGAUAAGAAACGCUAAUGGGCUAACAAAGUAAUGAAUCUUCCAUGGAGUCCAUUCACUGCUAAAAUUUUGUGGUUCUUUUUAUCAAUGUACAAAUGUUAAAUCGGGUUGGUGGCAGCUGUGCGGAACAUUUGAUCAUGUUUUCUACACUAGGUUGGAAAGUUAUGAGCCAUGAGCAGGAAAAUAGUUUCAUGGGCUAAGUUACCAGCAGAAUAAAAGGUGUGUUCGUAUUGCCUUGCCCUUAGUGACCUGUCUAGUCACCUCACUUGAAUGUGCUAUAAUUAAUUCAGAACAAUGUUGUUUUCCUUGUUUCUGUCAAGAAGAUAUACAUUGGGUAUCUUGAGUAUCAGUAUUCUUUAUGUGGUUGUUUUUGCCUCAUAUUUUUGUCCAUGUUAGCAGCCAAUAGGAUUUAAUCUAAAUGUAUUAGAGGUGUAGCAGGAGGGAAGCAUACAGGGAACUUCAACUUUUGUUAUACAUCUGACAAUAAAAAGCUUUUAAGUCCUGUGUAGCUGACAGCACAUUUGUUAGGAUCACUGAUACACUUUUCAUCUCAUGUUUCAGAUAGAGCAAGUCUCAAAAAGUAAGCCUUUAGUCUUCAUACAUUAAUAAUAGGCCAUCUUGAUCACUAGUAAUGAAAUUUUUUUCGACUGUAAAACAACAGAAUUUUCAGUACUCUGGCCACAUAUUGCUGUUCACCUGGAGAAGAAACUACUGGAUGUUAAUGUCAUUCACUGUGAUCUGUUGGAAGUUUGAAAAUUAUAUACUUUUAAUAAAUUGGGUUUUGCUGCAAA
This is a messenger RNA of Phalacrocorax carbo (great cormorant), 4526 nucleotides long. The record is from RefSeq and is a predicted model, not a curated record. NCBI's taxonomy places the organism in Eukaryota, Metazoa, Chordata, Aves, Suliformes, Phalacrocoracidae.